CUCCCCAUUUGUUGAACUAUAACUCCCAUCAGUCCCAGCCAGCACGGUCGGUGGUCAGGGAUGAUGGGACUUGUAGUCCAGCAACCUCGGGGAGCCCCCUCACAUUAGCCGCCCCGAGCUUAACGCAUUCCAGUGGCCACAUAAAUAUUCAUGGCGGGGUAUCUCGCUAGGUCUCCUCGUACCUUUUCUUUACCAGGGCUUGUUUCAUGGGCCCCGUUUCACGGCGAAGCACUACUUUGGGAGAAGUGAGCGCGGGAAAGAGGCUGGGUCGGCGUCCUCCUCUGAGGCGCUGAGGGCGCGCUUCUCGCCGGCGAGGGCGGUGCCGAAAGCGGACGCUGCUGCGAAGACCGGCGUGCCUCUGCGUCGCGGGGCUCCGGGGAGAGCCUGGAAGCCGCGUCCCACGCUUGUCGCCUCGCGCGUACUUCCCUCACAGUAAUGCGAUAUGGCAACCUGCUUGCACCUUUACAAGAAGAGUACACUUCCUCCACUUCUGGAUAGGUACCUCCCAGUUAAUUCUAGGAAUCAGAAUGGUCCAAACCUGCAAACGAUAGAAACAGAUGAUAAAAGGAGGCCAAGAAACAACAAACAUGUUUUAAGUGAUGAAGAUAAAGAUGAGCUCAUCCAGCGGUCACUGCAAGAAAAGCGUUAUCUUGAAACCUAUGAGAACAUGUAUAAGCUGAAAAAUUUAUUGAGUAAACGCUACAGGACGUUGUUGGAUGAGAAAGUUAGAAAGCAACGAAUUCAGAUCAAGAUGUCUGAUCUCAGAGGCCAACAACUUCUUAAAGACAAAACGAAAAAGAGUACAGAUUCUUUGUUGCCGUCUGUUGACACCUGCCAGUCUCCAGCUUUUCAUGAGAGGAAACAGUUGCUGCUUUCUUGGCUUUCUGAAGUGCAGAAAAGACUUGGAGAGCCAUCUAGGACUCAGCAGGUGGAUACUCAGCCUCCUCCUAAAGGUGUAAUCAGGCUUCCUAAUCAGAAGAAAACAUGCAAACAAAAUCGGAAAUAUGAACAGCAACUUCACUCAUUGCACCAUAUAUAUUAUUUUUCUCUUCUUAACAUGGCAUUAUCCAGGAGGCUCCUAGAACAAAACGGACAGUUUACAGAUGUCAGAACACAGCAGAGUGUGCAUGAUCUGAUGAAUUAUUUGUAUCCAAAUUUCCAUCAACGAUCUGGAAUGAAUCAGGGCAACAGCUUAAUAGAGGAAAACUUGGUUCCAUCUUUAGUAAGUAGAAACCUGCAGGAAAUGCAUUGCAAGGAUUCCACCAAAACAUUAAGAAUUUUGAAAGAAAACAAAAAGAUGUUGAAGCAACAUAAAGAUAGAAGUGUUCUUGAAAUUUUCCCUGAUAGAGUUGAAACUCAGAACAUCUCUACCUUUGCCCAGCCUGAAAUGGUUCCUGUGCCUUUAACUCUGGGAGAUGGUGCUCUCUAUGCUCAAGUUGUGGAAACCACACCAUUAAACACAUAUUGGACAAAUUAUGUUGACAAUGACUCCAUCAUCAACAGUGAAAAACAGUAACUACAAGUGGGAUCUUUUGAAAAUAAUCUGCUCUGUAGAUUAUUGUGAUUAGUGUUGAGAUUGGUGUGUGUGUAAGUGUUCCCCUACCAUCCCUUUCUUUACUUAAAAGUUGAGAACAUUUUUGAAAAGAUAACUAUAUAACUUUUAUUAAUGCAUAGGGUUCUUUUUUUCUUUGUUGAAAUUUUGGGCAUUGCAAUGUAUUUCCCCAAAAAAAUGUGAUUUAUUGUUAUGCAUUUAUUCUCUCUCUCUCUCAUAACUCCAUAUGCAAGUCUUGUUUUAAUUCCUAAAAACCCCCACAACCCUUUGCAUCCUUUCCACUGUGUUGCUUAAAUCUGUAGGGGCAUCAGUUGUGAUAAAUACUUUUUUAAAUAAAUAAACAACAACACUUUUAAAUUCCAA
Messenger RNA from Podarcis raffonei (Aeolian wall lizard), 1915 nucleotides. RefSeq lists its product as uncharacterized. The coding region runs from base 443 to 1516 and encodes 357 amino acids. Lineage: Eukaryota; Metazoa; Chordata; Lepidosauria; Squamata; Lacertidae. The transcript is spliced from 12 exons. The record is from RefSeq and is a predicted model, not a curated record.